Molecule: messenger RNA, 1178 nt
Organism: Zingiber officinale
Lineage: Eukaryota; Viridiplantae; Streptophyta; Magnoliopsida; Zingiberales; Zingiberaceae
Exons: 7
Coding region: 88-1008 (306 amino acids)
Biological process (GO): DNA repair; DNA damage checkpoint signaling
Cellular component (GO): nucleus; checkpoint clamp complex
Source: RefSeq, a predicted model, not a curated record
GGCGAUUUAACUCUUCGUUCUCCGCCGGUGGUUUAGGGAGGCGAACUGGAGCAGUGGCUGUAAAAGUGGAGGAGGCGGAGGAAGGCUAUGAGUUCGUUCACCGGAACACGCGCCGGUGACGGGGACUCGCCCGAUCUCGUUUGCCAGCUUGACUGCGUCCAGGGCAUGGUCGACGCGCUCUCUUCUGUCCGUUGGAAGCGUCAUCAGGAUGCUGUGGUCGAGAUUUCCGAACACGGACUCGUCCUCAUCGUGGAGGAGUCUGGGUGCCUUCAGGCCAGGGUGUAUCUGAAGCGUGAGCUGUUUCUUGCGUAUGAGUAUGCGGCGGAAGGACGACCAAGGUUCGGCGUGAGCUUGGGGCUCUUCGUCGAUUGUCUCAACAUCUUUUCCACUCCUGGACAUUCCCCUGCCAUCGAAAUCCGUUACCCCGGUCCGGACAUGCAACUGCUUUUGAAGUUGGUCGACACUCCAGAUACUUGUAUUUAUGCAGAGAUUAGAACGAGAAUUCCUGACACCAUAUCCUGGGACUAUAACUUCGAACCUAUUGGAAGUGUUCCUGUUAGCUUCACAGUCAAGUCUUCUGUUCUAAAGGAAGCGGUCGACGAUCUUGAAUGGCCUUGUUCGAGCAUCCAGAUAAGCCUACAACCAGACCCCCCUGCUGUGACAUUUAGAGGUGAAGGUCAUGGGGACUUGCAGAUUGAAUUCCUGUAUUAUGCAAAUACCGAUCUUCUGAUUGCGUUCCAGUGUGAUCAUUCUGUCUCGAACAGAUACAAGUACAAAUUUCUCCAAGCAGCGACAUCAAACAUUCCAUUCAGUGUGUUGAAGGACAACAGAGGAAGCAAAGUGACUGUCGGGAGGGGCGGGAUGCUAAAGAUACAACACUUGGUAUCGGUGAGACGAUCGUCGGCCCAACAUUCCCGUGGUGAUCAACAUCCUAGCCAUAUCGCUUACAUCGAGUUCUUUGUCAAACCAGAAGAAGAAGAAGAAGAAUGUCCUGUUGGUGACAAUUAGGAUCCUAGACUGGGUGUUUCUGUGACAAUAUUGAAAUUUUGAGGGCUAAAGUGAGUAGAGUUUAAUUCUGAGGUUCUUCCAAUUUGUAUUGUAACACUAACUAAUAUAAAAGUAGUGUUCAGGCUUUUGUUUUGCCUUCCAGGGGCAAAUAUGCAUAUUCACCCUUUAAA